Molecule: messenger RNA, 2337 nt
Organism: Cladocopium goreaui
Lineage: Eukaryota; Dinophyceae; Suessiales; Symbiodiniaceae
Source: the annotation of a GenBank genome assembly
AUGCGUCGGCGGGUCCUUGAUGCCCUGCCGACGGCAGGACAGGCCGAGGAGCUGGCUGUGGCGCUGCAUUCCGUGGCCCGAUGGCAGAGGUACCGGAAGACUUCGGUGGCGGAGGACCCGCGCUGGCUGGAUCUCAGGGCCUCAGCGCUACGCCGCUGCUGGGAGUUUCGCCCCAGCGAGUUGGUCGCGGUGGCCUGGGCCUUGACCGACACCGGCGCGCUGGAGGCGGUGCAGGUGGCCGUGGAACGACUGGAGGAGCACAGCACCAGGGAGUUGAGCAGGCUGGGCUGGUGUAGCGCCCAGCUACCGCACUGCCAGCAUUUGUUCCAGCAGCUGACCACCGAGAUUUCCCGGCGGCGCCAGAGAUUGAGCCCAUUGGAUGCAUCGCAGCUGGCCUGGUCCAUGGCACGCAUGGAGUACCGCUGCGAGCAGUUGCUGUGGCAGCUGCAGGGGGACUUGCUGCAUCAGCUGCACCACUGCGAUGGGAGGCACCUGGCAAAUACGCUCUGGAGCUUUGCCAAGCUCUCCUUUGGUGACGCUCCUUCCAUUUGCCGCCUGGCGCGGGCCGCGGCCACAUACCACCUCCCAGCCCGAGAGCUGUCGCAGUGCCUCUGGGCAUUGGGCGCCUUGGCGGUUCAGGGCGCCGCAGAGGAGUUGUUACAGAUGGCCAAGGCCCAGGGUUCGCAGCUGAGCGGGCAGCUUUCCAAUGUGCUUUGGUCUGCUGCUCGUUUGAGCUGCGGUCGUGAACUUUUCGGAGAUUUGGCAGGUCUUUGUAAGGAAAAGAUGGAGCACUUGCCUGUGGUACAUCUUGGAGCCAUUGCUUGGGCUUGUGCGGCCUUUGGGGGGCAAGGUUUCAACCCCAACAAACGAUCUGGCUACAGGGAUCCAGAGCUUCUGCGAAGCCUCGAGAUGGUUUCAGCAGAGAGGCAUGCAGAGUUGACGUCACGAAUUUUGGCCAACAUCUUCUGGUCCUUUGCCACCAUGCUGUGGUCCAGCAGCCCGCAGCUGUACCCUGUGGCCCUCGGGCUGAAAGAGAUGCAGCCGCAGGAAUUCGCCAUGCUGAGUUGGUCAUGGGCCACCUUAGAGCAGAAGUCAUGGCUGCAGAAGCUCUUGACGAAGGUAGAGGAAGAUGAACAGAAGGUUUCUUCUCUGCAGCUGCUGAAGGGCCACGAAAUGGCUUGUCUUUCAUGGAGCUUGGCGUCGUUGCAUCCCAACCACCAGCAGCUUCGCAGGCUGCGGGCUGCGGUGCAGCAGCACGUGGCGCGUCCAAAACGCGGCUGGAACGACCAGCGGGGCCUGGCGAUGUUGGCGCGGAGUCUGGUGAAGCUGCAGCUGGGCGUGGCGUUUCAGACGCUGGUGGAUGAAGUGGGUCAUCAAGAUUUGGCGCCAGAUUUGGCUAGCGCUCUCAUCUCAGGGGCCGUGCAGUUGAAAGAUGCUCGCAGGGAAGCAUCCUUGUGGGAGGCCUUGCCAUCAGCCCCUCCCCGCACCUGGAGGGAGACUGAACUUCUUCGAUUUGUCCAGAGCCAUGCAGCCCAGGGCGAUGCUCAAGCUGCGCUGGCAGCAGUCGAGGAGUUUUGUUCCACCCGAAGGCUCUGGUUGAAGGUGGCCGGAGGUCAAAAGGCCCAGCUGCUGGACGCCAUCUUGGGGGCCACGAGGCCCAUGCGCAUCUUGGAGGUGGGUUGCUACGUGGGCUUCUCGGCACUUCGCUUCGGCGCCGCGGUUCUCCCGCGUGGCCAGGUGCAUAGCGUCGAGAUGGAUCCCACGGUAGCGCGCCUGGCCCAGCAGGUGGUGCAGCACGCGGGGUUGCAGCAGGUGGUGACCGUCCACGUGGGCCACAGCGAGGAAGUCCUGCCACAACUGUGCGGUCCCUUCGACGUGAUUUUUUUUGACCAACGUGGCUCCAGAUUUCUGAAAGAUUUGCAGCUCUUGUUCCAGAAGCCUGGCCUGUUGGCAGAGGAAGCAGUGCUGGUGGCCGACAACGUGCUAAAACCGGGGGCACCCAGUUUUCUUUGGCAUCUGCAAGAAGAUCCCAGCCAACUCUGGGAGACCCGUUUGGCGGAAUUGCCAGACUUUGGAAGCUCCAGGGUGUUGGAUUGGAUGUCAGUCUCCCGCAAACGGGCCAAGAAAAUGUGGUGUGCAGGGGCUCAUGUGGUACAGCCGGAGGAGAUAUCUCACUUGACAUGGCAAGCAGACGAGAUGAGAUGGAGAAGUAUUGAAAGUCAUGUAUCUCCCGCAGAGUGGAACCGCUUCGCUGGCUACAUGAAAUCUUCUUUGUUGGCCGCCGGCUUGCGCCUCCCCAUCCAAGACAUAGAAGAUGUUAAGACCUGGCUCACCUGA